AUGUGGUGGGGAAAGUCAAAAGAUCCCAAGUCGGAAGAGAAGAGCAAUGGAGCUCAGAUCAAAGAUGCUGUAGCCGAGAAGCUCCCCUCAAAAGAGCAAAUCUCCAACAAAGUACAAGACUCUGUCAACCAGACCGGCAAGAACGGAAAUGUCUUGAACGACAUGGCUGAGGGCUACGGCCCUGAUUCCACCGAUUCCAAUAUUCGAUAUGCAGCCUACGCCACUCGGAUCCGAACGAUUCUUCUCUCGGCGCAUCGAUAUGUCGCUUACACCUCAGAUAUAGGCGAGUCGUUUAGGCCAGUGGCUCACCCGAACCUCGUCCGUGGUGCCUACGGUGUAUCUUGGCUGUACCUUAUCGGUGAUGUCUCGUACGAAGGCUACAAGUCAUACUGGCACAACCAGCGGGUGUUAAAUCCCAAGUUGCAACUCAGCCCCCGUCAAGAAAAGGUCACGGGUCUGCCUGCUCUUGAAACACGCGCGAUCGAACCCGGGACAGUAGCACCACUCGACGACUACCGCACCGUCAUGGUGCAGCGCGCAAUCUUUCAGAGUGUCGCAAGUAUGGGUCUGCCUGCUUUUACAAUUCACAGUGUUGUGAGGUAUUCCGGCCGAGCCAUGAAAGAUAUGAAGAACAAGGUUAUUCGAACUUGGGGGCCUAUUGGCUUGGGUCUUGCCGUGGUCCCCUUUCUCCCAGCCAUGUUUGAUGAGCCAGUCGAGAAUGCGGUUGAGUGGGCAUUCCACAAGGGAUUUGAGACUUUUGGAGGGAAAGGCGCUGUUGGAAAUGCGCCUGUGACGGGCCGUGAAGACUUGUUGGCAAAGAAGCCAGCCAAGGAAAAGGAACAGUAA
Fusarium poae is the source of this 846-nucleotide messenger RNA. RefSeq lists its product as uncharacterized. The coding region runs from base 1 to 846 and encodes 281 amino acids. Gene Ontology annotation, cellular component: mitochondrion. Lineage: Eukaryota; Fungi; Ascomycota; Sordariomycetes; Hypocreales; Nectriaceae. The record is from RefSeq and is a predicted model, not a curated record. Gene Ontology annotation, biological process: mitochondrial fission. The transcript is spliced from 2 exons.